AGCCCCUCAUUUCAGUCCCCUCGUCGCUCCAGCCAGACCACCUUCCACUCCAAGACCCAUCCACGGACCUCCACCAUGAGUAAGAGCUACUCCGCGUCCUCCUCGGCCCAGACCGCCUCCUCCUACCGCCGCACCUUCGGCUCCGGCGUGGGCGCCUCUCCCAUGACCUCCUCCAUGUUCUCCGGCGGCCGCGGCUCCACCUCCUCCAUGUCCUCCAGGACCUACGAGCUCAGCAAGGGGGGCCACGGCUCGGGAUUCUCCGGCGUGCGCUCCUCCUACGCCGCCGUGCGGCGCUCCUAUGCCGGCAUGGGCGAGAAGCUGGACUUCAACCUGGCCGACGCCAUGAACCAGGACUUCCUGAACACGAGGACCAACGAGAAGGCGGAGCUGCAGCACCUGAACGACCGCUUCGCCAGCUACAUCGAGAAGGUGCGCUUCCUGGAGCAGCAGAACGCCACGCUGGUGGUGGAGAUCGAGAGGCUGCGCGGCCGCGAGCCCACGCGCGUGGCCGAGAUGUACGAGGAGGAGAUGAGGGAGCUGCGGAGGCAGGUGGAGACCAUGUCCAAUCAGAGGGCCCGCAUGGAGGUGGAGCGAGACAACGUGGCCGACGACCUGAAUAAGCUGAAACUCAGACUGCAGGAGGAGAUCCACCAGAAGGAAGAGGCUGAGAACAAUCUGUCUGCCUUCAGAGCAGAUGUGGACAAUGCCACUCUGGCCAGGCUGGACCUGGAGAGACGCAUCGAGAGCCUUCAGGAGGAGAUUUCCUUCCUCAAGAAGAUCCACGAGGAGGAGAUCCACGAGCUGCAGUCCCAGAUGCAGGAGACCCAGGUCCAGGUCCAGAUGGACAUGUCCAAGCCCGACCUGACUGCGGCCCUCAGGGACAUCCGCACGCAGUACGAAGGCAUCGCCGCCAAGAACAUUGCAGAGGCUGAGGAAUGGUACAAGUCUAAGGUGUCAGACCUGAGCCAGGCAGUGAACAAGAACAACGAUGCCCUGAGACAGUCUAAGCAGGAGAGCAUGGAGUUCAGACACCAGAUCCAGUCCUACACCUGCGAGAUCGACUCCCUCAAGGGAACCAACGAGUCCCUGCUGAGACAGAUGCGUGAGAUGGAGGACCGCAUGGGCAGCGAGAACGGAGGCUUCCAGGACACCAUCACCCGCCUGGAGGGAGAGAUCGCCAAGAUGAAGGACGAGAUGGCCCGCCACCUGAGGGAGUACCAGGACCUGCUCAACGUCAAGAUGGCACUGGACAUCGAGAUCGCCACCUACAGGAAGCUGCUGGAAGGGGAGGAGAGCAGGAUCACUACCACCACCACCAAGACUGCCCCGUCAGGCUACGCCUCCAUCAGAGGAGACUACAGAGAGACCAGCCCAGAGCAACAGCGCUCCGGUGAGUCGUUCUCCAAGAAGACAGUCCUGAUCAAGACCAUCGAGACCCGAGAUGGAGAGGUGGUGAGUGAAUCCACACAGCACCAGCAGGACAUCAUGUAAACAGGAAGAGGACACAGACAACGGCGCGACAACGUUUUCGAAACACGGGACGAUUCUAGCAACUCACCAGCAGGGCUUGUUUGCAAAUGUCCUCUCUGGAGAAUGAGUGAAUGAACAAGAGUGUGACGGUCUGAAACAACUGGGUAGAAUGUUUGUAACAUGUUUCUAACAUGUUUUAUAGCAUGGUUACAACUCACUAUGUACUGCUGAUAUCAGAAUGACCUUUCGCUACAUGUGCAGGAAUGAAGGAUGAAGGUGGAGAGAGAGAGAGCGAGCGCCUGUAAUGAUGAGAGGAGGAGAAGGAGGGACUUAGAAGGGGACUCAGUAAAGUCAUUAGUUGGAGCUCUGGAGUGUAAAAGUUUCAGUUUGUGUGAAUGUAUGAGUGUGUGUGUGUUUGUAUGAGUGUAUGUGUUUGUGUGUGUUUAUGUGUGUGUGUACACGUCUUUGGUGUGGGUCUCUCUGAACACCAACAUUCUUAAAUAAAGAUACAUGAUAAAAAAAAA
Molecule: messenger RNA, 1994 nt
Organism: Osmerus eperlanus (European smelt)
Lineage: Eukaryota; Metazoa; Chordata; Actinopteri; Osmeriformes; Osmeridae
Product: desmin-like
Biological process (GO): intermediate filament organization; skeletal muscle organ development
Cellular component (GO): sarcolemma; intermediate filament; cell-cell junction
Molecular function (GO): structural constituent of cytoskeleton
Source: RefSeq, a predicted model, not a curated record